AGCUGCUCGACGGUGUGCGUAUAACCAGCCGUGUGAUCUCAGUCAGUGAAGAUAUUAAAUAUUUUUAGUUUCCGUGUGUGAGUGGCAUAUCUACCUGUUAACUGAAUCAAACAAGCUGUGUGUUUAUCCGAGAAGAAGUGACGGAAGCUGAUUUUCAUCAACAGACACGAUGACACUUUUUCACUUUGGAAACUGCUUUGCCCUGGCUUAUUUCCCUUACUUUAUCACAUACAAGUGCAGUGGCCUCUCGGAGUACAAUGCUUUCUGGAGAUGUGUCCAGGCUGGAGCAACGUACCUGUUUGUCCAACUUUGCAAAAUGCUGUUUCUCGCUACAUUUUUCCCCACCUGGGAAGGAGGAGCCGGUGUUUAUGACUUUGUUGGGGAGUUCAUGAAGUCCACAGUGGACCUGGCUGACCUGUUGGGUCUCCAUCUAGUGAUGUCUCGUAAUGCUGGGAAAGGAGAGUAUAAGAUUAUGGUUGCUGCCAUGGGCUGGGCCACAGCAGAACUGGUGAUGUCAAGGUUUCUUCCUCUCUGGGUUGGUGCCAGAGGAAUCGAGUUUGAUUGGAAGUACAUCCAGAUGAGCUUUGACUCAAACAUUAGUUUGGUCCAUUACAUCGCCAUGGCAGCUGUUGUGUGGAUGUUCACCCGAUAUGACCUCCCUAAGAGCUUCAGGCUGCCUGUCACUGUGCUGCUGGCUCUGUGUGUGUACAAGGCCUUUUUAAUAGAGUUGUUCGUCCAUGUCUUCCUGUUGGGCAGCUGGACAGUGUUACUGGUGAAGGCCGUGCUCACUGGUGCAAUCUCUCUCUGCUCACUUUUUCUUUUUGUCACUCUAGUUCACAGCAACUGAAGAAAACAUGUCACCAAGUACAGAUCUGUGACAGUCUGGGUUCAAACUGGAGAAAAGGUUUUCAUGUCAGAGUCUGACCUUUUAAAGGAAGGCUUAAAAAUGUUUGGUGGUCUAGUUGGAGUCGACUGACAUGAUCCACCGACUGGUACAGCUACCAGUUCUUCCAGUUCGUACCGAUCAUCGCUUAUGAGCCCAUGAGGAAAAAGAACGUUCUCAGACACCAUUUUUGUUCCUACUUUUCAGUCGAUUAGUUGAUGCUAAAGAACGAAUGUCAACGUCAGGAGACUUCUUCAGUAUGACUGGCUUGUAUUGUUUUUUAAAAAUGUUAAUUUUUUAUUGAUUUAACUAUAAAUGAAUUAACACUUAAAAUAAAAAUACCAUUUCUUUUU
Molecule: messenger RNA, 1236 nt
Organism: Girardinichthys multiradiatus
Lineage: Eukaryota; Metazoa; Chordata; Actinopteri; Cyprinodontiformes; Goodeidae
Gene: tmem147
Product: transmembrane protein 147
Exons: 8
Coding region: 170-847 (225 amino acids)
Source: RefSeq, a predicted model, not a curated record